Pelmatolapia mariae (spotted tilapia) is the source of this 1774-nucleotide messenger RNA. RefSeq names its product F-box protein 9 (gene fbxo9). Gene Ontology annotation, biological process: SCF-dependent proteasomal ubiquitin-dependent protein catabolic process. Gene Ontology annotation, molecular function: protein binding. Gene Ontology annotation, cellular component: SCF ubiquitin ligase complex; cytoplasm. NCBI's taxonomy places the organism in Eukaryota, Metazoa, Chordata, Actinopteri, Cichliformes, Cichlidae. The record is from RefSeq and is a predicted model, not a curated record. Bases 164 to 1438 code for a protein of 424 amino acids. The transcript has 13 exons.
GACUUCCUGUGCCACUGAGGCUCCGGGCUACUCAGCGAAAUGGCUGCGUUCCUGCGAGCUCGUAAAUAUGUCCGUUGUGUUGUCCGUUUCUCCGACCGUGAACUGUAAACGGUAGUACUGACCGCCUGUGAAGAUAACAAGGAGACUUACUGGCCAGGUUGUCAUGGCUGACGAAAAUGCAGAUAUUGAAGGUACUGUAGAGGAUGAAGAUGAAAGUUCAGAUGAUCCAGAUCUUCAGCUGGAGCUCAAUGUGUUCAGAGCUCAGUGGAUGUCUGAGCUCAAACCGAGCUCCGGAGCGAGUGGAACGAGCAACCGACUGCUCCAAGCCAAAGGUCUGAGGAAGGCGCAAGAAAUUGCUAGAGAGGAAAAGGCCACAGAGCUAUUCUUGAGAGCUGUUCAGGAGGAGCAGAAUGGAGCUGUCUAUGAAGCUAUCAAAUUUUAUCGCAUGGCUAUGCAGCUUGUUCCUGACAUUGAGUUUAAAAUCAACUACAGCCGUCCUCCUGAUGCAGACAGAGGUGGAGGGAACUACAUGGAGGAUAGUGAUGCUGAUGGGGAGAUCGAGGAUCUACUUGCCUACUUCGAGCAGCAGCUAUCUGUGGAAGGCUCAUUUCCAAAGAUCUGCACUCCUGAGGUUGAAAUGACUCAGGUGCACAUUUCAGCUUUGCCACGGGAAAUCCUGAUGUACAUAUUUCGGUGGGUUGUAUCAAGCGAUCUGGACAUGCGCGCUCUGGAGCAGCUGUCUUUGGUUUGCCGUGGGUUUUACAUUUGUGCAAGAGACCCUGAGAUUUGGCGCUUGGCUUGUUUAAGAGUUUGGGGACGGAAGUGCACUAAACUUGUACCCUUCACAUCCUGGAGGGAGAUGUUCCUGCAAAGGCCCAGAGUCCGUUUUGAUGGUGUGUAUAUCAGCAAAACAUCGUACAUUCGCCAAGGAGAGGAAUCACUGGAUGGAUUUUACAGGGCUUGGCACCAUGUUGAAUACUACAGGUACCUCCGCUUCUUCCCUGAUGGCCACGUCAUCAUGCUGACCACCCCUGAGGAGCCUUUGUCCGUUGUUCCCCGUUUGCGUACCAGGAACACCAGAAUGGAUUCAGUUCUGCUCGGUCACUUCCGUCUCUCACAGGAGACAGGCAAUCAAACCAAAGUUUUUGCUGUUGUCUGCAAGAAAAAAGAUGAGAAAGCGACCGACUUCCAAAGGAAUCGGUUCUGCAGGCGGAACCCAGCUCCGGAGGCUGAACACAGCUUUCACGUGGGACUGGCUCUGUCCUCUGGGGGGCAUCAGAGUUUUAGUAAGCUGGUGUGGAUCCACCAUUCCUGCCACAUCACUUACAAGUUGACUGGGGAAACGGUCAUUACUACUUUUGACCUGGACAGGAUGUACACACCCUUCUUCUUUGCACGUGUGAAGAGUUACACUGCUUUCUCUGAGCAGCCUCUCUAAGCAGACCCUGCACAUGAUCUCACGAAGACCGCAGCAGAGAUUGAGUCAUCGUUGCAUCAAAAACACACGUACUUCUCAGCCUUGUUUUAAUUUGUGCUGCAGCUGCUUUAUGGUGUUGCUGUUUGAACCCUCACGUUUUCUAAAUGAAAGCAUGUCAUUCUUUCAGGUACACUUUAGAGAAAAAUACUUAUUUUCUGAUUUCAGAAAUUGUGGUAAUAUGCUGAGAGCUAAAAUAAUUAGCAGAAUUUCCCACCUGUUCCAAGCAAUGAAUGUUCAUACUGUUUUUGUUUUGUUGUGCACUUUCUUCCUCAAAUAAACAGUGAUGAACAAAACGGC